AUCAAGUAUCAAUCUCUCUUUCACCAGACAAAGUCAUGAAGCCAACACAAGUCGCGGAGAAACCCCUUUCGGGAUCGAGAUCGAGAUCGAGAUCGAGAUCCGGAUCCUGGCUGGGCCAGAAUCCGAUCCGCUCGUUCGUGAGUGACCCUAAACGAGCUCGUUUGGAUGAUGGCUUCUUUAUUAAAAUCCCGCCUCACCUGCUAGCAGAUUUAGGUGAUGUUGACUCGACUGACAGUGAAGCAGAGGAAGAAGAAAAAGAAGGUCACGGUCGUCUUGACAGCUGUCUGAUUUGUGGUCGGAUUGUUAGACAUCACACUGCUUACUGCCCGUACUUGAGAUUAGUCCCACACAAUGCAACUCUUCCUCCUGGCGUUCAAAGACUUUGCAAGUGUUGCGGUUUGAGGGAUGGCCACCCUGGUAGAACAGACUGGAAAGGAUUUGUUGUUAUGAAGCAGUGUGACAAUUGUGGUUCCUAUUUAGAGCACUGGACUGAUGAAUGCCCAAACAAGGAUCGUAAUGACCAGUAAGCACCAGCGCCACAACAAGCCCAACUAGCUCUUUAGUAUUUACAGACUGAUUUGGUUUUGUUCUGAGUAUCGUAAUUCUGGGCUGUGAGAAUGUGAUGGCGUGUUACUACUAAUUUCUGGUAUACUGUAUUGCUGGAAACCAUUGAAUGAACUUGUUUCGGUUUUAUUUCAAACUAUAUAUCUCCGGUGAUUUGUUAGGCACGGCACUUCAUUCGGAAGUGCAAAUAAACAGAUCUAGUUGAUUACCACAUUGCUGUCGUAAAUCAUUGAAUCAUUCUUCUUUCAUUGUGUUGAAA
Rosa rugosa (rugosa rose) is the source of this 823-nucleotide messenger RNA. RefSeq lists its product as uncharacterized. Lineage: Eukaryota; Viridiplantae; Streptophyta; Magnoliopsida; Rosales; Rosaceae. The transcript has 3 exons. The record is from RefSeq and is a predicted model, not a curated record. Bases 36 to 527 code for a protein of 163 amino acids.